Messenger RNA from Ipomoea triloba (trilobed morning glory), 1445 nucleotides. RefSeq names its product proline iminopeptidase. Gene Ontology annotation, biological process: proteolysis. The transcript has 11 exons. Gene Ontology annotation, molecular function: aminopeptidase activity. Lineage: Eukaryota; Viridiplantae; Streptophyta; Magnoliopsida; Solanales; Convolvulaceae. The record is from RefSeq and is a predicted model, not a curated record. Bases 27 to 1220 code for a protein of 397 amino acids. Gene Ontology annotation, cellular component: cytoplasm.
AUAAACCCGGGUCAUGAACCGAACAAAUGAAGAUAGGAACGGCUUUUCACUCAAAGAUCCUUCUUCACUUUCACUCGCCGCCUGCUACACCGCCGCGAAAGUAUUCUCCGCUCUCAUUUCAUCAACCAAUCUUCUCCUUCCACCACACAAAUCUUAACCUACGCUCAGGGAGACGGAAUUUAGUGUUGCGUUCUCAGAAUCUGGAUUUCAAGGUUGACGAGGAACUAAUGGAUUUGAAGAAAGAUUCAUUGGAAUUAAAUAGGAAUCUUUACCCGGCAAUAGAGCCAUAUAGUACGGGUUUCUUGAAGGUUUCUGAUCUUCACAGCAUAUACUGGGAGCAGUCUGGUAAUCCCAGUGGGCAUCCUGUUGUUUUUCUCCAUGGAGGUCCAGGGGGUGGAACUUCACCAAGUAACAGGAGAUUCUUUGAUCCUGAGUUCUACCGGAUCAUUCUAUUUGAUCAGAGAGGUGCGGGUAAAAGUACCCCCCAUGCUUGCUUGGAGGAGAAUACUACGUGGGACCUUGUUGCGGAUAUUGAAAAACUAAGAGAGCACUUGGAAAUCCCAGAAUGGCAGGUCUUUGGUGGAUCGUGGGGUAGCACACUUGCUCUUGCAUAUAGCCAAUCACAUCCCGACAAGGUUACUGGCUUGGUCCUCAGAGGGAUAUUUUUAUUGAGGAAGAAGGAAAUUGAUUGGUUUUAUGAGGGUGGUGCUGCUGCAAUAUUUCCCGAUGCAUGGGAGCCUUUCAGAGAUUUGAUUCCCGAAAAUGAAAGAAAUUGCCUAGUUGAGGCAUACCACAAGAGAUUAAAUUCCGAUGAUCCCGAAACACAAAAUGCAGCAGCUAAGGCAUGGACCAAAUGGGAAAUGAUGACUGCUCAUCUUCUCCCUAAUGAAGAAAACGUAAAGAGAGGAGAUGAUGACAACUUUUCGCUGGCAUUUGCAAGGAUCGAGAACCACUACUUUAUCAACAAGGGAUUCUUCCCUUCGGAUUCUUUCCUGCUAGACAAUCUUGAAAAGAUACAGCACAUCAAAACCAUGAUUGUUCAGGGUAGAUAUGAUGUUUGCUGUCCCAUGAUGUCAGCUUGGGAUCUUCAUAAGGCUUGGCCCGAGGCUGAACUCACAGUUGUUCGUGAUGCGGGGCAUUCUGCAAAUGAACCCGGAAUAGCAGCAGAGCUUGUGGCUGCAAAUGAAAAGCUGAAAAACAUUCUGAAAGGUAUAGCCUGAACUCACAUCUUUCAGCUGACCUGGAGCCUCAGAUGAUAUUGCAGAUUAUUCUCAGUCCAUGCUCUGAAGAUCAAAGGGAACUUUAGUUCAUUUGUUCUUGAUGAUUCUCUCUUAAAAGAUUGAGAUUGCAUGAAGAAUAUUAUAAAUAGUUUCCCUUUAGGCUAAAAUCAUUAAUCUGUUUUCAAAUACUUUUUAUCAAUAUCUAAUGAAUCUGUUUUUGGCUCA